This is a messenger RNA of Staurois parvus, 483 nucleotides long. The record is from the annotation of a GenBank genome assembly. Lineage: Eukaryota; Metazoa; Chordata; Amphibia; Anura; Ranidae.
GGUGAAAUUAUUUCCGCCCUCACUGAUACUGGACUUCUCAACACAACCUAUGUGCUGUACACGUCUGACCACGGGGAACUUGCUAUGGAACACAGACAGUUUUAUAAGAUGAGUAUGUAUGAAGGCAGCACACACAUCCCGCUUCUGAUGAUGGGUCCCAAUAUAAAACCUGGAACAUCCAUAUCAAAUAUAGUCUCCCUGGUGGAUCUUUACCCCACUAUGCUUGAAAUUGCAGGUUUGCCUGUUCCUCGAAACAUAAGUGGUUACUCCCUGAUGCCAUUAUUAUCGGCAACAUCACAGAAUGAGAUUUUGUCUGAUUUGCAUCCUAACUGGGCACUGAGUCAGUUUCAUGGAUCUGAUGCAAAUGCUUCAACCUACAUGCUCCGAGAUAAUUCCUGGAAAUACAUUGCAUACUCAGAUGGUGAUUCAGUCUCUCCCCAGCUGUUUGAUUUAUCAGCUGAUCCAGAUGAGCUUAGAAAUGUG